AGUAGAUCAAAUUAAUGUAAGAGGUCUACCACUCCCACAAAGUACUGUAUUCACAGGCUUUCUUGUUCUUUGUUCACAUCACACUGUUGACCCCUGGAUUACCUGUAUGCCCACUCAUUACCACAGCACUGUCCAGUCUGUUCUACAUUGACCAUUCUACAUGUAUGCUCCAGACAUUCAGUACAGGUCUUAAAUUCAUACAAAGUAUGUAUGUAUUCUUAAGCUUUCUUGUUCUUUGUAAUACAUCACAAAGUUUACUUGGUAUUAUGCUGACUCAUGACCAAAGCUCAGUAUGUCCAGUCUGUUCUACCAUGGACCUACUACGAAUGGAUAUUCAACGGAACAGUUCCUUUGAUCAUAGGUCCAUGGUUCUACAUUGACUAUUCUAUGCUCUAGACAUUCAGUACAGCUGUAUGGAUUCCAUAGUUCACAGUCUGGAAUAAAUGAAGCAUUACCACUUUUACUAGCAUUCGUACAUGUAGGGAGAUGCAAGGAUUCAUAAUGGAGGAAUCACAGAUCGCGAAGUUUGACUGGUUUUGUGGUGAGAACUCAUCUACAACAGACAGCUUAUAUCCCUUUUAUUGGGACCUCCCCCACACCAUUUUUAAUGGCUGUUUCACAGACCUCCUGGUGACAUGCCUGCAUGCUUUCUGCAUACUUCUCUUCUGCUUGGUCCUCAUAUUCGUCCGAUGCUGCAACGCAAGAACCACCACCAAGCACCCGUACAUCACCAGGUACCCCGGCCACGUGUUCCGCUGGUUCAUCUAUGUGAUUUACAUAACACUAUGCCUGUGCAAGGUGGGAGAAGGUAUCCUCACAGAUAUAGAUACCUUGAGUGGUGAGCCAACUUCACCGCGAUUGUACGUGGCCCCGACCGCAGCGCUCAUUGGGUCCAUCCUAGCAGCAGUCUACUAUCAUCAUAUGGAGUACUGGGAUGUCCCUUCCAUGUUGGUGCCACAGAUCCUGUACUGGUUCUUGCUUCUUGCCGCUGAAUGUGUGCGCUUUGAGACCUUCUUCUACUACUAUCCUCAUGAGAUCACACUAGGUACUUUACGAUGGGACCUCAAUAUUGCAUCCAUAACCCUAAUUGCUUUGGUAUGCCUUACCGAGCUGCAUGUUAUCAGGGUCAAGGUGCUGAAGUGGUGUACUGUAGAGGAAGGUUUCCCAGCUGAUCUCAAGGAUCCACAGAUGCAUUACUAUGAAGGAUACUGUAACCUACCAUCAUCUGUCCUCUUCUGGUGGCUCAACUCCCUCUUCACGAUGGGUUAUGAUAAUGCCCUGGAGAUCAAGGAUUUAGGCAAUCUCAAUAAGACUCACACUGUCCAUCACAAUGGUGGCAGGUUUGCCAAAGUACUUGCUGAGGAACAGGCCAAAGCUAAAGCAUCAGGUAAGGAGAUAAACUUGUAUUGGGUUUACCUGAAGGCAUUCUACCCUGGCCUGAUAAGUGGAGGAAUCAUCAAGUUCUUUGGAGACUCCUCAUCCUUUCUUUCACCAUACCUCAUAUCUGGGAUCAUUGCAUACGCUACCGCACAAGCGUUUGACGACGGGGGAGGCAACGAGCCAUCAACUAACAAGUAUAUAGACUGGUAUGACUUCUUCACCAAUGGCUUUGUACUUGUGGUAGUCUUGUUUAUACAGUCUAUAUUCCAGCGGCUGUGCAACCAACAUCACUAUCAUAGUGUCAUCAUGGAAUCCGCUCAUUGUAAGGCCGCUCUUCAGGCUGCUGUCUACAGUAAGGCCCUUCGUCUCUCAAGCUACUCAAUGACGGGUGGAUCAAUGACUAUGGGACAGAUUACCAACCACAUGUCGGUGGAUGCUACUAAUAUCCUCAACUCUUUCCAAUGGAUACACUACGUCUGGUCUAUUCCUUACUUGGUGAUUGGGUACCUGAUCAUUCUCUAUUUCCAGCUUGGUGUUGCAUCGUUGAUUGGGUCAACUAUCUUUGUCUUGUCUAUACCUCUCCAGACAUUGAUUGCCAAGAAAACAGCUCAGUAUCAGAAAGGGGCUAUGACAUGUGCAGACGGUCGACUGAAGCAGACAAACGAGAUGCUACAAGGGAUCAAGCUUAUCAAGUUAUACGCUUGGGAAGACAUCUUUCUCUCAUCCAUCGGACACUCUCGUGCUGCAGAGAUUGGGCAGCUUGUCACUCAAAAUAUCUGGAAAGUCAUUCUGAAUGGUGUUUCAAAUUCUGCCCCAUUGCUGGUGAUGUUGACGUCCUACAGCUUGUACACUGUGCUGACGGAAAAGCCGCUCACCCCUGACAUCACGUUUGCCGCCCUCUCUGUCUUCAAUCAGCUGAGUCUACCUCUAUUCCUUCUGCCUAUGAUCUUCACCUUUCAUGUCAAUGCUGUGGUCAGCACCCGUCGCUUGACCGCUUUCUUCACUGCUCCGGAAGUAGAGGAGAAAGACGAUGGACGAAAGAAGGAAACCGGUGAUUCUUUCCAAGUAAAUGGGACAGCCAGCUUCGAUGCAAGCAGUUCAGAGGUUCCUAACACCCUAGUGAUUGACCCCAAAGGAAAGGGGAGUAGGUCAUCUCAUAAAAAGGCACACACAGAGACAUACCGCCGUCUGAGAGAUAGUGACGAUGAUCUCGGAUCAAACCAGACCUCAUUAAAUCAAGCCAACAAUCGAGCUCAGGACUCGACGAGACUACACAGCCCACAUGAAGAUGUUCUCUCCAGUGAUGUGGUUCUCAAGGUGACAGAUGGAGGCUUUACUUGGGAUCAUACUUCAACAACUCCUAUACUCUCAGAUAUUCAGCUCGAGCUUCCUGCAGGUCAGCUGACCAUGAUCGUAGGUCAGGUGGGUUCUGGCAAAUCUUCAUUGCUCUCUGCCAUUCUGGGUGAGAUGAGUACAUUACAUGGCGAGGUCAGAUGGAAUAGGGAGUUGAGCACCAUUGCAUAUGCAGCACAGAAAGCUUGGUUGAUCAACGCAAGCCUGAAGGAAAAUAUCAUCUUUGGAAAUCAGUUCUUGCCAGAUAGAUAUGAGAAAGUGAUCAAGGCAUGCUGUCUUCAACCUGAUAUUGAUAUCUUACCUGCUGGAGAUAAGACAGAGAUUGGAGAGAAAGGGAUCAACCUGAGCGGAGGACAGAAGCAGAGGGUCAGUGUAGCCAGGGCAAUGUACAGCUUCAACAAUGUGGUGAUUCUGGAUGAUCCUCUGUCAGCUCUGGAUGUUCAUGUUGGCAGUGAUAUGUUCUACAAGGGUAUCAUGGAGUUCCUGAUUGAGAAUCAGAGGACAGUGAUCCUUGUUACACAUCAGAUACAGUACCUAGAGCAUGCUGAUAAGGUGAUAUACAUGAAAGAUGGGUUGAUAAGACAUCAGGGAACGAUGAAAGAGAUUGGAGCUAAGGAUGCUGGUCUCAUGACACUCUGGAACGUGUCAAUCAAAGAGAUUACUGAAUCAGAGCCGGAGUCUGAAGAUGAAACAAAGACGGCACAGGAGCGCAAGAAACUCAUCAGAUCGGUAUCUCAAACCGAUGAACUCAAGAUGAAAGAGGCUGGUAAAGAGAAGGAUUCCGGCAAGAUCAUUGGAAAGGAGGAGCGUAUGUUGGGUUCAGUAUCCAUGAAGUAUUACUGGUACUACAUACAAGCCUUUGGUCCUUUCAUCUUCGUCAUGGUCUUCAUCAUGGCUAUAGCUCAGAAUGCUGCACAGGCUGCUACAAACUUCUGGCUUUCUGAAUGGUCAGAUGCAGGAGCUAAUCUCACUGCAAACGUUACCAAGGAAGAAUCCCAGGCAAUUCUUGACAAGUACCUGGGAGGUUAUGCUGGCUUAAGUGUUGCUAAUAUCGUGAUUGGUCUGAUCUGGACCACUAUACUCCUCAUCAAUGCCCUCUACACAGCCCGUAGUGUUCAUAAUGUCAUGCUGGAAAGAGUCAUACAUGCACCCCUACGAUUCUUUGAUACGACUCCCAUUGGAAGAGUGUUGAAUCGGUUUGCAGCAGACAUACAAGUCAUUGAUCAGAGGAUGGGUCAGCUGUUUGUCCAAGGGAUGAAGUUUACUCUGGCGGCUAUUGCAGGUGUCAUAGUAAAUACGGUCAUAUCCUGGUACUUUGUUGUGGCUAUCUUACCAGUAGCUGUCUUCUAUGUGCUUCUCAUGAAGCUCUUCAUCAAAACAUCAAGAGAGCUGCAGAGACUUGAAAGCAUUAGUCGCUCACCGAUCUUUGCUUACUUCUCGGAGACUCUUGGAGGUUUACCUACCAUCAGGGCUUACAGCCUGAAUAGCCGAUUUCAGAGGAAUAUUUUGAGUAAGAUAGAGACCAAUAACACAGCGUUCAUAUAUCUCCAGACUGGGAACAGAUGGUUGGGUGUAAGACUGGAUACCAUUGGAGCUAUUGUUGUCUUCUUAGCUGGUAUGUCCAGUCUUGGAGCUUCAGCACUUGAUAAAUCGUUUGGACCUAGUCUUGUUGGAUUGUCUAUUACCUAUGCCAUGUCUAUUGCUGGAUUGUUGAACUGGGUGAUACGAUGUGCUGCUGAUUUAGAGAUGGCCAUGAAUGCAGUAGAGAGGAUUAAUUUCUAUUCAGAGGUGGACAUAGAGGACUAUGAUGGUUCUGUAAUACCCCCUGCAAUAUGGCCAGAGGAUGGACACAUAGUGUUUGAUAGCGUCUCAGCUCGCUAUGCUAAGGACCUGGAUCCUGUUCUUAAGAAGGUCUCGGUGCAUUUCAAAGCUGGUGAAAAGAUUGGAAUAUGCGGAAGGACUGGCAGUGGAAAGUCUUCUCUUACUCUCACUCUGUUCCGUAUCAUUGAUAUGUUUCAUGGUGAAAUUGUGAUUGAUGGGAUCAACAUCACUAGACUACCACUGAAAGAGCUGAGGACACGUCUGGCUAUCAUUCCUCAAGACCCGGUAUUAUUUACUGGUACUAUCAGGUUUAACCUCGAUCCUAUGGGAGACAGGACCGAUGAUGAGAUCUGGCAAUCUUUGGAGAUUGCUCAACUCAAGACUGUAGUGACAGAACUGAAUCUAGGGUUAGACUCGAACAUCUCUGAAGGAGGUGAGAACUUCAGCGUUGGUCAGAGACAGCUCUUCUGCCUAGCGAGGGCUUUCCUUCGUAAGACAAAGAUUCUAGUGAUGGAUGAAGCUACUGCUUCCAUUGACUUUGAAACAGAUCACAUUCUGCAGGAAGUUGUUGCGACUGCCUUCCAAGACAGAACAGUUCUUACCAUAGCACAUCGUGUGGCAACAAUCAUGGACUCUGACCGAAUCCUGGUCCUAUCAGAGGGUGUGAUAGAGGAGUAUGGAACACCCGAGGCUCUACUGGCCAAGGAAAAUGGAAUCUUUGCUUCCCUGGUCGCGAGUGGCAAAUAAAUCCUCCACUAGCUCCCUCGAAAGACAUAAAUAUGAUGUUCCAUAAUGUAGUGUAUGAUAUCAUGCUGCCAAUUUAAAGAGUAAAUUUUUGUAAUGAUUAAAUCAUUCUACAUGUAUUGUUAUAUAAUAAUCUCAAGAUCACAUUAGGUCAAAUAUAAUAUCUGAAUGCAUUCUGUAUUUCAAUGAUAUGUUAUUUCAGUGAACCUUGCUAUAAAUAAGUGAGAGUACAACUGGCAAUUCUUUGAUAUGUGUGGGAUAUUUUUGUUCACAUGAUAGGAAUAAAUGUAUUGCUUUUUUUUUCUUUUCUUUUUUUCAUUCUGCUUUAAGUGGAUAACCUUUCCACAUGUUCUGAAUUUAAAAAAAAAUAUGUUGUUUUACAAGAAAAUAUUGUUACAAAUGAACGAGUUUUCAUGUGGAUUGUGAAUAGGAAAUCUUAUGAGAUGUUGCAAAUGUCCCGAUGACCGCUUUCUUAUAUUGAAUUAUCUAUUUUUAGUGGACCUCCAAUAUCAGAAGUCGAACUAACCCUUUUUCAGAACUGAUUUACAUUAAUAAGGAGACUUGAAACUAGUUCUCUAUUCACUAUGAGAAUUAAGCAAGGAGAGUCAUGUAGCUUGUUAAAUCUUUGUAUGCUGUCUGUAGCAGCAUUUUAGCUUUCUGUAGCUGAAGGAUUAUUAUAAGUAGUACAUAGUGCCCAAGUUCAAUGAAUGGAAACUUAAUUAACACAUAGUUUAAUAUUCAUCAGCUACAUAUUCACACAUAGAAACUUGUACAUGUAUAUUACGUACUAUCAACCUUUAAAAAUGCCCCAGUGAUAGGGAUCAUAUUAUUGAUGAUGAUGAUGGUGAAAUUCAUGAUUUUGAUUAUGGAAAUGAUGAUAAUAGAUCUAUACAGUGCGUCCCAAAACAAACUUUACACUUUUGUAAUGCCUGCCGAAUAAAAAAACAUGAUUCUGGGGCGAAAGCUCAUAAACUCAACUUUCAUAUGACACACAAAAGUCCGAAA
This is a messenger RNA of Strongylocentrotus purpuratus (purple sea urchin), 6303 nucleotides long. RefSeq names its product ATP-binding cassette sub-family C member 9. Gene Ontology annotation, biological process: potassium ion transport; transmembrane transport. Gene Ontology annotation, molecular function: sulfonylurea receptor activity; ATP binding; ATP hydrolysis activity. Gene Ontology annotation, cellular component: membrane. The coding region runs from base 487 to 5301 and encodes 1604 amino acids. The transcript is spliced from 32 exons. The record is from RefSeq and is a predicted model, not a curated record. Lineage: Eukaryota; Metazoa; Echinodermata; Echinoidea; Camarodonta; Strongylocentrotidae.